This is a messenger RNA of Vidua chalybeata, 1503 nucleotides long. RefSeq names its product NOP protein chaperone 1 (gene NOPCHAP1). Gene Ontology annotation, biological process: box C/D snoRNP assembly. The transcript has 4 exons. Gene Ontology annotation, molecular function: box C/D methylation guide snoRNP complex binding. Bases 11 to 490 code for a protein of 159 amino acids. NCBI's taxonomy places the organism in Eukaryota, Metazoa, Chordata, Aves, Passeriformes, Viduidae. The record is from RefSeq and is a predicted model, not a curated record.
GGACGGGCGCAUGGCGGGGUCCGGCGGCGCGGCGGGGCCGGCGGCGGCCCGGGAGCUGCUGGACGUGCGACCCCGGCCAGGGCUGGAAGACAUUUUGCUGAUUAAUUCAAAAUGUAGCAGCAAGAAGGCCACAACUUUACAGACGGUUAAGGUGCCAAGGAGCAAUGUUUUGGACCGAGUACAGAGCUUUUUACCACAGAUGGCCCAGGCAAAUGAUGAGCUCAAAAGAAAAAUGGUAACAGCACCUGCUCAUCAGUUUGAUAUUGAACAUCUAGACAAUGAAACAGAAAAAGUUAUAGAAAUGAAUGUGGCUGUAGUUGAACUGAAUGAUUCUGAUACAGAUGAAGAGUUGCUGACUUCAGAAGAUGACUCGGAAUCUGAUGAAGAUGAUUCUGUAACUGAUGAAGUGACAGUAGACAACAUUAAGUUUCCUAAACAAAAAGGAGAAAAGGGCAAAAUAGAAAUUUUGGACAGCAAAGCAAAUGAGUAAAUCCAUUUUAUUUUACUUUAAAAAACCCCAAACCAACCAAAUAAUGUUUUCUCACUUUGAAGAGUUGUCCCUUAAAACCACUUAGUUUACAUGGUGGAGAAUUCCGGAUCCACUCAUGGCUGGGGAAGGCUGGAUUUCUGAAGAAUUAAGUUUGAUUUGAUUAAUCAAAUAACAGGAAAGUGGACUUCAGAGUAGUUUACACCAAGAAAACAGCUAGAGUAAGGGGCAUUUGAAAGUUAAACAUUCUUGUUCUGUUGCUUUGUUGAAGACUUUUUUAUAGGAAGGUAGAAGUUUUUCCUUCAAGGGCAAGAAAGUGUUAACUAGGAAAAAAGCUUUGUUUUCAUAUUUCAUGUCCUGUGAAGUGUUAUGUACGCUCUCUUCACUAUUAAACAUGAUCUUUCAGUACCCCAGAGGUAUGUCUACAUUGCAUUCAUGCUGGACACCAGAGAUGUGGCUGAGCUCACUUCUAGCUGAGCCAGCCUGGGUAAGGACAGCCAUGAGCAGAGGUCAGCAAAGGGUUACAGUACUUACCCUGUGUGCCUGCACUGGGCUCCACAGCAGCAUGGGGAGCUUACAGGCCCCUGUGGGAAACCUUUGUGGCUGUGGUGCAAACACCCUCCAUACGCAAAGGAUCAAGGCUGCCUCUGGGGCUUUAAGCUACACUUUUCAUCCCCCAGGUUCCCUGCCACGUUUCCAAUUUCCAUUUUGUUAACUGUCACUGACAGAAGGAUGAAAAGGUGACUUUUCAGCUGGCCUGUACUUAAGUUGGCUUGACACAGUUGUGAAACCAGAAUCAGUGAAAGUGUGUCCCAUUUAUACUUACCUCAGAUCAAUCAAGUACAAUGGUUUGGGCUAUUCCAUUUACUUCAUAGAUCAGUUUGCAUUUCAGAAGUAUCUGUCAUGCUCUUGGAUGUCAUUGUUUCUUAAAGGAACUUUGUAUUUUCUACACCAUUAAAGUAAAAUUUUCUAUACUGUAUUUGCUCAAAUAUUAAACUUAAUGUCAUGGCUUGAAA